AUAUAUUAGUAGAAGUAGAAGUGAAGGAUGGUGUGUGGAGUGUGGACCCUCACCCAAGUCCAACCCAUCCAAUGAAACCUGUAUGGUGUUGUCUGUAUUCCUUGGUAAGGUGCAGACAGAUUUGGUAAGCCAUUCUCUUGGCUGGCUUUCACUAGAAACCAAUCUAUCCCUCGUUUUCACUCUCUCUCACGUGGGUCUGCAUGCUCCUAACAAAACCCCUCUCCUCUUAGUAGUACUACUCUUUGGUCUCCACCCAUUAAUACCACCAUCCCCUUAUUCACUUAUUUCUAACAUCACACACCCAGUCUCUGCCUUUUUAUUUUUUAUUUUGCUCAAAAUAUAAAUUCCAAUUCCAAUUGUCUUACCGGAGAAUGGGAGACGGCACCACCGUGGCCCACCUGCCGGAGGAGAUCCUGCACAAGGUGUUCGCGGCGGUCUCCGACACGCGCACGCGGAACUCGCUCUCCCUUGUGUGCCACAGCUUCUUCCGCCUGGAGCGCAAGACGCGGACAUCGCUCACGCUCCGCGGCAACGCGCGUGACCUGCACCUCAUCCCGGCCUCCUUCACGCACGUCACGCACCUCGACCUCUCCUUCCUCUCGCCGUGGGGUCACGCGCUCUUCUGCUCCUCCGCCGCCGCCGCUGUCGACCCCCGCCUCCUCGCCCUCCGCCUCCGCGACGCCUUCCCGCGCGUCACCUCGCUCGCCGUCUACGCGCGCGACCCCGCCACGCUCCACCUCCUCCUCCUCUCCCCCUGGCCGGACCUCCGCCGCGUCAAGCUCGUCCGCUGGCACCAGCGCCCGCCGACAUCGCUGCCGGGAUCCGACUUCGCCGCGCUCUUCUCUCACUGCCCCUCCCUCGCCUCGCUCGACCUCUCGUCUUUCUACCACUGGCCGGAGGACCUCCCGCCGGUGCUUGCCGCCAACCCUGCCUCCGCCGCCUCGCUCCGCCGCCUCAACCUCUUAACAACUUCCUUCACGGAGGGAUUCAAGUCUCACGAAAUCGAAUCCAUCAGUGCCUCGUGCCCUAAUUUGGAGCACUUUCUCGUGGCCUGCACCUUCGAUCCGAGAUAUAUAGGGUUCGUUGGGGAUGACACUCUGUUGGCUAUCCCUUCCAAUUGCCCUAAGCUCUCUUUGCUUCACCUCGCCGAUACGUCGUCGUUUUCGAACCGGAGAGAGGACGAGGGUUUUGGCGGAGAAGACGCUAGGGUUAGCCGCGCCACGCUUGUGGCGUUGUUCUCCGGGCUUCCUCUUUUGGAAGAGCUGGUUUUAGAUGUUUGUAAAAAUGUCAGGGAGAGUAGCUUUGCCUUGGAGGUUUUGAGUUCCAAGUGCCCUAAUUUGAGGGUUCUGAAGUUGGGUCAGUUUCAAGGGAUUUGCUUGGCCCUUGACUCUCGCCUUGACGGAAUUGCCCUCUGCCACGGGCUUCAAUCCUUGUCUGUUGCUAACUGCGCGGACCUUGAUGACAUGGGGUUGAUUGAGAUUGCUAGAGGGUGUUGCAUGUUGGUUAGAUUUGAACUUCAGGGUUGCAAGCUUGUCACGGAGAAAGGGCUCAAGACCAUGGCUUGUUUGCUUGGCAGGACUCUGGUUGAUGUCAAGGUUUCUUGUUGUGUAAACCUCGACACCGCCGCGACUCUCAGGGCUUUGGAGCCGAUUCGGGACCGGAUUGAGCGGCUCCAUGUGGAUUGUGUGUGGAAUGGGUUGAAGGAAAGUGACAGCCUAGGACAAGGGUUUCUUAAUUUUGAUCUGAAUAGAUUGGAUGAGCUGGGUGAUGGUGGUGAGUUUAUGGAUUACUUUGGGGGUGGAGAAUUUGAGAACACAGGCAAAAGGAAGAGGCAGAGAUGCAACAAUGAACUGGGGGUUCAUGAUUCCUUUCUGGAGAGCAAUGGCAAUGGUUUCUAUGGCAAGAGCUGGGACAAGCUGCAGUAUCUUUCACUUUGGAUAAAAGUUGGUGAUCUUUUGACUCCAUUGCCAGUGGCAGGGUUGGAGGAUUGUCCAAGUUUGGAAGAGAUUCGCAUCAAGGUGGAAGGAGAUUGCAGGGGGCAGCAGAAGCCAGCAGAGCGCGAAUUUGGUCUGAGCAUUCUGGCUUGUUAUCCUCAGCUGUUGAAGAUGCAGCUGGAUUGUGGUGAUACUAAAGGUUAUGUUCUCACAGCACCAUCGGGGCAAAUGGACUUGAGCCUGUGGGAGAGGUUCUUUCUGAAUGGCAUUGGCAGUUUGAGUCUGAAUGAGCUUCAUUACUGGCCGCCGCAAGAUGAGGAUGUGAACCAGAGGAGUUUGUCUCUUCCAGCUGCUGGCUUGCUACAGGAAUGUUACACUUUGAGGAAGCUCUUCAUUCACGGGACAACUCAUGAGCAUUUCAUGAAUUUUUUCCUCAAGAUACCAAACCUAAGGGAUGUACAGCUGAGAGAGGAUUAUUAUCCUGCGCCUGAGAACGACAUGAGUACAGAGAUGAGGGUAGGUUCGUGCAGCCGCUUUGAAGAUGCACUGAAUAGGCGUCGAAUCUGUGAUUGACUUGUAACGUUAGUCAGACCCUGACUAUGGAAAUUGCUUGGAUGUAGAAAGUUACGUUUUGGAGUUUCUUUUGAUUAUUAACAUCAUGCCUGUCUUUAGUUUAUUCUGUUUCUUUCCCUAUUUAUAUACUGUAACAACGAGACUCUUGUGCAAUGUUUUUUAGUCAAGAAUAAAUCAUUCUAUACAGAUUAGAAGAAUA
Messenger RNA from Cajanus cajan (pigeon pea), 2706 nucleotides. It is a transcript of the gene MAX2, whose product is annotated as RNI-like superfamily protein. Lineage: Eukaryota; Viridiplantae; Streptophyta; Magnoliopsida; Fabales; Fabaceae. Gene Ontology annotation, cellular component: nucleus; SCF ubiquitin ligase complex. Gene Ontology annotation, biological process: SCF-dependent proteasomal ubiquitin-dependent protein catabolic process. The record is from RefSeq and is a predicted model, not a curated record.